Menidia menidia (Atlantic silverside) is the source of this 2595-nucleotide messenger RNA. The record is from the annotation of a GenBank genome assembly. Lineage: Eukaryota; Metazoa; Chordata; Actinopteri; Atheriniformes; Atherinopsidae.
CUGUCUUUUUCAGUCUGUUCACAGUUCUCAAGAGGAGUCUACGCCAUCUUUGGAUUCUAUGACAAGAAGUCUGUAAACACCAUCACAUCUUUUUGUGGCACUCUACACGUCUCCUUCAUCACACCCAGCUUCCCUCUGGAUGGAACUCAUCAGUUUAUCAUCCAGAUGCGACCAGACAUCAAGGGGCCUCUCCUUAGCCUUAUCGAGUACUAUAAGUGGGACAAGUUUGCCUAUCUAUACGACAGCGAUCGAGGUCUCACAACACUGCAGGUUGUUUUGGAUAUGGCGGCAGAAAAGAAGUGGCACGUGACAGCCAUCAAUGUGGGGAACCUCAAAGAUGAGAGGAAAGAUGAAGCCUACCGCUCGCUUUUCCAAGAUCUGGAGAGCAAAAAGGAGAGGAGGGUGAUCCUUGACUGCGAACAGGACAAAGUCAAGGACAUCAUGGAGCAGGUCAUCACAAUUGGCCGCCACGUUAAAGGCUAUCACUAUAUUAUAGCAAAUUUGGGUUUUAUCGAUGGAGAUCUGUCCAAAAUUCAGUAUGGUGGAGCCAAUGUUUCAGGCUUUCAGAUCGUUGAUUUUGAAGAUCCAUUGGUUUCAAAGUUUGACCAGCGUUGGGAGGCCCUGGAGGAAAAGGAGUAUCCAGGAGCUGAUAGCAAAAUAAGGUAUACGUCAGCCCUGACCUACGAUGCUGUACAAGUGAUGACGGAGGCCUUCCGAUAUCUGCACAAACAACGCAUUAACUUCACAAGGAGGGCCAACAACGGAGACUGUCUGGCUAAUCCGGCCGUGCCGUGGGCUCAGGGAGUGGAAAUUGAGCGAGCUCUCAAACAGGUCCGAGUGGAAGGCCUCACAGGAAACAUUCAGUUUGAUCAACACGGGAAGAGAGUCAAUUACUCAGUGAAUAUCAUGGAGUUGAAGAGUAAUGGUCCGGUGAAGAUUGGAUACUGGAAUGAAGUGGACAAAAUGGCUGUCACCAAAUCGGAUGUUUUUACAAAUGAUACAACAGGAAUGGAAAACAAAACCGUCAUUGUCACCACCAUUUUGGAAGCUCCAUAUGUAAUGCUAAAAAAGAACGCUGACCUUUUCGUAGAUAAUGACCGCUACGAGGGUUACUGUGUCGAUCUGGCAGCUGAGAUAGCAAAGCAUUGUGGCUUCAAGUAUCAGCUGAAAAUAGUGGGAGACGGGAAGUAUGGAGCAAGAGAUGCAGAAACCAAAAUCUGGAAUGGAAUGGUUGGAGAGUUGGUUUAUGGGAAAGCAGACAUCGCAGUGGCACCUUUGACCAUCACGUUAGUACGAGAGGAGGUUAUCGACUUCUCUAAGCCAUUCAUGUCCUUGGGGAUCUCCAUCAUGAUCAAGAAGCCCCAGAAAUCCAAACCUGGAGUCUUCUCGUUCCUAGACCCCCUGGCAUAUGAGAUCUGGAUGUGUAUUGUCUUUGCCUACAUCGGUGUCAGCGUGGUGCUGUUCCUCGUCAGCCGCUUCAGCCCCUACGAGUGGCACACCGAGGAAUAUGAAGACGGCCAGAUCCAAACCAAUGAAUCGACUAAUGAGUUUGGCAUAUUCAACAGUCUGUGGUUCUCCCUCGGAGCCUUUAUGAGACAAGGCUGUGAUAUCUCACCUCGAUCGCUGUCGGGGCGUAUUGUUGGAGGUGUCUGGUGGUUCUUCACUUUAAUCAUCAUUUCCUCCUACACGGCCAACCUGGCUGCUUUCCUCACUGUUGAGAGAAUGGUGUCUCCCAUUGAAAGUGCCGAAGACCUGGCCAAACAGACUGAGAUAGCAUAUGGGACUCUGGACUCUGGCUCCACUAAAGAGUUUUUUAGGAUGUGGACAUACAUGCGCAGUGCGGAGCCCUCUGUGUUUGUAAAAACCACAGCCGAGGGGGUGCAGAGGGUCCGGAAGUCAAAGGGGAAGUAUGCUUACCUGCUGGAGUCCACCAUGAAUGAGUACAUCGAGCAGCGGAAGCCCUGUGACACCAUGAAAGUAGGAGGAAACCUGGACUCCAAAGGCUACGGGAUCGCCACGCCCAAAGGAUCCUCAUUAAGAAAUGCGGUUAACCUCGCAGUACUAAAACUGAAUGAGCAAGGCCUGUUGGACAAAUUGAAAAACAAAUGGUGGUACGACAAAGGAGAGUGCGGCAGCGGGGGAGGUGAUUCCAAGGUCAGCCCCAGUGAGCAAAGUGAUGGAACGCCAGUAAACCUUGCAGUAUUGAAACUCAGUGAGCAAGGCGUCUUAGACAAGCUGAAAAACAAAUGGUGGUACGAUAAGGGUGAAUGUGGAGCCAAGGACUCUGGAAGUAAGGAGAAGACGAGCGCCCUAAGCCUGAGCAACGUGGCUGGGGUCUUCUACAUUCUGGUCGGAGGACUCGGUUUGGCCAUGCUGGUGGCCUUGAUUGAGUUCUGUUACAAGUCCCGAGCCGAGGCGAAACGAAUGAAGAUGACGUUUGGAGAUGCCAUGAGGAAUAAAGCGAGACUUUCCGUCACAGGGAGUACUGGGGAGAAUGGUCGGGUGAUGACUCCAGAGUUUCCUAAAGCUGUCCAUGCUGGCCCUUAUGUGAGACCUGACAUGGGACUAAACGUCAGCCUGACAGAUCUAUCCUGA